AUGCACCCGCCAGGCCCGCCCCGCGUGCUGCCGCGGCUCGUCGUGCCGCCGCUCGUCGUGCCGCUGCGAUGCUGGCGCUGCUUCUCGACGACGCGCGCCGCCCGCGAGAUCCGCAGCGUGUCUGAGCUGCCCGCGCGCGUGCGCCCGUCGUACGUGCAGUCGCCCGCCAACACGCUGCUGAGCCUGCAGUGGCCGUCGCCGCCGCGCAACGUGCUCAUCACCAAGAAGAAGCGCACGCCCAACAUCACCGCGUCGGUAGUCGAGUUCGCCGCCCACAUCCACGCCACCUACCCGGGCAUCAACGUCAUCCUCGACCGCGAGUCGGCGCGCGAGGUCCACGGCCAGCUGCGCUUCCCCGUCUACGCCUACGACCGCGCCGCUGGGCUCGCCGACAAGACCGACCUGGUCUGCACGCUGGGCGGCGACGGGACGCUACUGCGCGCGAGCAGCCUGUUCAGCCACGUCGAGAGCGUGCCGCCCGUGCUGAGCUUCGCCAUGGGCACCAUUGGCUUCCUGGGCGAGUGGAAGUUUGGCGAGUACAAGCGCGCCUUCAGGGACAUGUACAUGAGCGGCGCGCCAGACGCCUACGCGAAGCUGGACGCCCCUGCGCCCGACCCACCCCGCCCGAGCGAGGCACCGUCCUCCCCCCUCGACACCCCGCUCUCGUACGCCGACAUCCGCGGCAAGGCCAUGGGCGUCAACCGCAGCGCCCGCGUGCUCCUGCGCAACCGCCUCAAGGUCGGCAUCUUCGCCCCCGACGGCACGCGCAUCGGCGGCGACGCCGACACGUACGCCCUCAACGAAGUCACGCUGCACCGCGGGUCGAGCCCGCACCUCAAGAUCAUCGACGUGUACAUCAACCACCGCUUCCUAACCGAAGCCGUGGCCGACGGCAUGAUCAUCAGCUCGCCGACCGGCAGCACCGCGUACAGCCUGUCCAGCGGCGGCAGCAUCGUGCACCCGCUGGUGCCCUCGCUGCUACUAACCCCGAUCUGCCCGCGCUCGCUGUCCUUCCGCCCGCUGCUGCUGCCCGCCGAGACGCCCAUCACCCUGCGCCUCGGCGACAAGAACCGCGGCAAGCAGGUCGAGGUCAGCAUCGACGGCAACACCGUCACCGAGGGGCUGGGGUCCGGCAUGGAGGUGCGCGUCAUGGGCGAGGAUGUGCGCACCAAGACGGGCGAGUGGCACGGGGGGGUGCCGUGUAUUGUGCGCGCCACGGGCGAUGAUCAGACCGAGGAUCAUUGGGUUGGGGGGCUGAAUGCGCUGUUGAAGUUUAAUUAUCCGUUCGGCGACCAGGAUACGUGA
Boeremia exigua is the source of this 1305-nucleotide messenger RNA. Its product is annotated as ATP-NAD kinase-like domain-containing protein. Gene Ontology annotation, biological process: NAD+ metabolic process; NADP+ biosynthetic process. Gene Ontology annotation, molecular function: NAD+ kinase activity. The record is from RefSeq and is a predicted model, not a curated record. The coding region runs from base 1 to 1305 and encodes 434 amino acids. NCBI's taxonomy places the organism in Eukaryota, Fungi, Ascomycota, Dothideomycetes, Pleosporales, Didymellaceae. The transcript has a single exon.